Uncinocarpus reesii 1704 is the source of this 618-nucleotide messenger RNA. Its product is annotated as GTP-binding protein SAS1. The coding region runs from base 1 to 618 and encodes 205 amino acids. Gene Ontology annotation, biological process: protein localization to plasma membrane; regulation of exocytosis; protein secretion. Lineage: Eukaryota; Fungi; Ascomycota; Eurotiomycetes; Onygenales; Onygenaceae. The record is from RefSeq and is a predicted model, not a curated record. Gene Ontology annotation, cellular component: endosome; plasma membrane. Gene Ontology annotation, molecular function: GTP binding; GTPase activity. The transcript has 3 exons.
AUGGCUGGCACACGAAAUUACGACUUUUUGAUCAAACUCCUGCUUAUCGGGGACUCGGGUGUGGGUAAAUCCUGCUGCCUGCUUCGAUUCAGUGAGGACUCGUUUACUCCAUCCUUCAUCACCACCAUCGGUAUCGAUUUCAAAAUCCGCACCAUAGAGCUGGAAGGCAAGCGGGUGAAACUCCAAAUAUGGGAUACAGCAGGCCAAGAGAGAUUCCGGACAAUUACAACGGCUUAUUAUCGCGGGGCGAUGGGAAUAUUACUCGUCUAUGAUGUUACGGAUGAACGAUCUUUCAACAAUAUUCGGACAUGGUUCUCCAACGUGGAACAACAUGCUUCUGAAGGCGUACACAAAAUGCUGAUUGGCAACAAGUGCGACUGGGAAGAAAAGAGGGCUGUCUCCACGGAGCAAGGCCAGCAGCUGGCAAAUGAGUUAGGCAUCCCAUUCCUAGAAGUUUCCGCUAAAAACAACAUCAACGUCGACAAAGCAUUUUAUACUCUAGCUUCGGAGAUAAAGAAAGUCAUGGACACAUCCAAGGCUGAGCAGUCGGCCUCGCAUAAUGUCAGUAUAGACCAGGGGAGCGGGUCUGGGGCAGGGUUGGCGAACAAGUGCUGUUGA